AUGAAAGUUGAGAGUUCGAAAGUCACCAAGAGACGUUUGUCUCCAGAAACACUUGAGCUGAUAUGCCAACGCGGAAUCGCACGAGCUGCAGGCAACCGCGCACUAACGUCCGAACUUGCAAAACAAUGCAGACAGGCGAUAAAAGAGGAUCUCAAAGAGAGGAGAGCAGCAGUAAUGGUCGAAGCUGCAGAGGCUGGGAAAAGCAUUCGCAAAGCCUACCAAAGCUUCGCCAAUUACUAG
Messenger RNA from Angiostrongylus costaricensis, 240 nucleotides. The record is from the annotation of a GenBank genome assembly. Lineage: Eukaryota; Metazoa; Nematoda; Chromadorea; Rhabditida; Metastrongylidae.